Molecule: messenger RNA, 1331 nt
Organism: Trichoplusia ni (cabbage looper)
Lineage: Eukaryota; Metazoa; Arthropoda; Insecta; Lepidoptera; Noctuidae
Product: probable pseudouridine-5'-phosphatase
Exons: 4
Coding region: 269-955 (228 amino acids)
Molecular function (GO): phosphatase activity
Source: RefSeq, a predicted model, not a curated record
CUUUUGACACGUUUUGAUUAAUAUUGACAAGUUUAUUUAUACGCUGAUUCAGAGAGUUUCUGUCGAAAAGCCGAAAUUACGGUUCACGAUUGGUUCAUACAGCACCUGUAAUGACUAAAACGACCAAUUACAUCUUUUGAUGUAAGGUUUGAGUGACAGGUGAUAAGUUUUACAAAUUUUCGUGGCUCUCAGCUCAGUCGGCGCUGCAAAUUAUUUGCAAGAAAGGUUAUACAAUUUCAAAAUAUUUUCGAUAAAAAAACAAAAAAAAAUGACCUUUCGGAAAGUAAGUCAUGUUCUCUUUGAUAUGGAUGGAUUAAUAUUGAAUUCAGAAGUUCUAUACACAGCGGCAAUACAAAAUAUUUUGUCCCGCUAUGGAAAAGAAUACACAUUUGAGUUAAAACAAAAGCUUAUGGGUCUACAAUCUCAUGAAUCAGCAAAAGUCCUUAUAUCGACUCACAACCUGCCUUUGAGUGUUGAAGAGAUGAUUGAGGAAAGUAAAAAACAAUUUGCAGUAUUAUUCCCCAAUUCACAACUCAUGCCAGGUGCAAAGAAUUUAAUAGAGCAUUUUCACAAACAUAACGUUCCAAUGGCGCUUGCAACAAGUUCAAGUAAAGAGUCCUAUGAAUUGAAAAUAACGCAUCAUAAAGAACUAUUUGACCUUUUCAAAUACAAGACUCUUGGCUCUUCUGAUCCAGAAGUGAAAAGAGGGAAGCCCUAUCCUGAUGUCUUCCUUGUUGCUGCUAGCAGGUUCCCAGAUAAACCCAAGCCAGAACAGUGUCUUGUCUUUGAGGAUGCUGUGAAUGGAGUAAAAGCUGCCAAGGCAGCUGGUAUGCAAGUAGUGAUGGUUCCUGACCCUCGCAUUGAAAAGAGUGCAACAGCUGAAGCUACAUUAGUUCUCAGUUCACUUGUAGACUUUAAACCUGAACUCUUUGGUUUACCACCAUUCACUUCAUAGUGAACAAACAAUAUUGUACAUGACAGUUGUGAACAAUUUUUUACAUCAUAUUUGUUUUUAAUGGGACAUGCCUACCUCAUUAACGUAUACUUAUAUUUGUAAUAAUAUUAUAUUUCUGUGCAAGAUAGAGAAUCAAACUUUACUAUUAUAUUAAAUUAACUUUCCUAAAGCAGACAUGUUAGGGCAAUGAGUAAACAUAAGUAUGAUGUAUAAAUGUAGAAACUUAAACAUACUACUUAUGUAGGUAUAUUUUGCAUGAUUACAUAAUAAUUAUCAAUACAGAUAAGAACCUCAUGGCACUUGGGAAUUAAUCUAAACAACUGAUCACGGAAAUUUUAAUUAAGAGCAGUAGUUUAUGUAUUUGUGAAUAUUUUAA